This is a messenger RNA of Fraxinus pennsylvanica, 2379 nucleotides long. The record is from the annotation of a GenBank genome assembly. Lineage: Eukaryota; Viridiplantae; Streptophyta; Magnoliopsida; Lamiales; Oleaceae.
AUGGAAAUUCAGCCAGAGAAAGUUUAUGUAGCCAUUGGAAGAGACCUUUAUGACGGGAUUUCAACCUUACAAUGGGCUUUAAGAAAAUGGUCUAAUCAUUCAAUCAGCAUAGUGAUUAUCCACGCAGCAAACAACAUCCGCAAAGAUUAUGUUUACACACCACUUGGGAAACUUCCUGCAAGUUCUGUGAGUGAAGAGAAGCUGAAAGAUCUUGACAAGAGUGAGGAAGAAAAUAGCGAACAAAUAAUAUCCCAGUUUAUAGCCGCAUGUGGAAGGAUUAAAGCUCAAGUUUUUAAGUUGGAGAAAAAUGAGCAGCCUAUUUACAAGCAAUUGGUAGAAAUAAUUCCGAGUCAACGGAUAACCAAAUUAGUCAUGUCAUUAACAUUUAUAAAGUCCUCAGCUUGGAAAUCAAGAACUGCAAUUAGUGGAUCAUUUUAUGUUCUUCGUCACAAACCCCAUUUUUGUGAGCUUUUUGUUAUAUAUGGAGGGAGAUUGCUUUCGUUGAGAGAAGAAAAUAAUGAAGGAUUUAUAGAGGACGACAGAGGAAACACCAUUGCCAAGUUUACAGAGAGGAAUGGUUUUAGAAGUUUGCUAGGAAGAUUUUUUCCGGAUAGCGCUACAAAUGGACAAUCCCCGGAUUCACCUUCUACUUCAAGAAGCAAUAGUUUACCUGAUGAGUGGGAGAAAUACAGUGAAGAGAUUGAACAAUAUGUUAAUCAACUGUUGGCUUUAAAUGAAGAGGAAGAAGAAGCAAAUUAUAAAGCAAUGGAGGAAAAUCCUGCAGAUUCAGUUAUGCAGGAAAAUUUGAGUGGAGCAGAAAGAAUUGAAGCUCUUAAACUCAAAAUACGAAGAGCUGAAGAUGCAAUCCAAUUGAACAGAAAAGAAGCAAAUGUGAAUAAGGAAAGGCAUGCAAAAGCAGAAUGGGCUAUUAGUCUAUGUAAUACCCGGGCUAUGGAACUUGAAGUUUGCUUAAGUGAAGAGGUCCUGAAAAAUGCUGAUCUAAAGAAAGAACUAGACUCCAGAAAAGACGAACUCUUUGAACUUCAGGGUGUAGUCGAGGAAAAAAGAAGUAAGCUGAACUCAAUUCUAGAACUCCAAAGAGAACUCUCAAACAAACUUCAGUUAUCCUCUUCUGCUAAAUCAUGUGCUGAGGUUCAACUAGAGAAGGCAGUGCAAACAAGAACUGAUAUGGUUCGAGAAAUUGAGGAAUUGAGAGGGCAAAGAGAUGUCAUCCAACGUAGAAUCGAGUUCUGUAGAGAAAAAGAUGCAAUAGGUGGCGCUGACAGGAUAAACACCUCGAGUUUUGCUUACAGAGAAUUCACUGCUGCCGAAAUUAGAGCAGCCACUGAAGAUUUCUCAGAGGGUUUAAGAUUGAAGUCGCGCGGUCAACUCACAAAUGUUUAUAAAGGCCGUUUAAAUCAUAUGACAGUUGCAAUUAAAAUGUGCAAUUCAGCAACUGCUCCAUCCCACGAAGCCUUCAUAGCUAAGGUAAAAAUACUUAGCCAAAUCAGACAUCCGAAUAUACUUGCCAUGGUUGGAUUCUGCUCUGAGCUCAACUGCAUUAUUUUCGAGUACAUGCACAAUGGUUGCCUGCAUGAUGCAUUAUUCCUAACAGAAAGAAGCUCUAGAAGAAAAAACAAGGCUCUCAGUUGGCACGCGAGAAUACGAAUUGCAGCUGAAGUGUGCUCAGCCUUGGGCUUCCUUCACAAUGCCCUGCCCAGGCCCUUAAUUCAUGGCAACUUGAGUCCCUCAAAAAUAAUCCUGGACCGUCACAAUGUUGCAAAAGUUUAUGGCUUGAAUCCUCCUUGGUCGUAUGAUAAUUUGGAUAGAAAAUCAGACAUCCGGGCUUUUGGAAACUUAAUGCGGCAACUUCUGAUUGGUAGGAACUGUGCCACACCAAUGGACGUUGCUGCUAUCAUUGGGGACUUGGAUCAUUUGGCUGGAGAAUGGCCUUUGGAUUUGGCAAUGGAACUUUGUAGCAUAGCUAUAAGGUGUUUGUCAACCAACGAAGGUAUAGACGAGGAGUUGGAUAUUGGGUGGCUGAUGAGAGAGAUCAAUAAGGUGACGAAAAAGGCUGACCAGCUAGUUGCAAAUGGAGAAUACACAUCUGCAGUUGAAGAUUUUAUAGAUAUAGAGGACUCGAGCAAUGUGCCUGGCGCUUUCCUCUGUCCCAUAUAUCAGGAUGUGAUGCAAAACCCACAUCUAGCUGCAGACGGGUUUUCCUACGAACUAGAUGCCAUUGAAGGGUGGCUAAGAACGGGUCAUGACACAUCACCAAUGACUAACUUGAGGCUGAAUCAUACACUUCUUACACCUAAUCACACGCUGCGUACACUGAUCCAGGAUUGGCAAAAUAGAAGAUCAGAUCCCCCGAAUUGA